Sphaerodactylus townsendi is the source of this 3755-nucleotide messenger RNA. It is a transcript of the gene HOXA2, whose product is annotated as homeobox A2. The transcript is spliced from 2 exons. The record is from RefSeq and is a predicted model, not a curated record. Lineage: Eukaryota; Metazoa; Chordata; Lepidosauria; Squamata; Sphaerodactylidae. Gene Ontology annotation, molecular function: DNA binding; DNA-binding transcription factor activity, RNA polymerase II-specific. Gene Ontology annotation, biological process: regulation of DNA-templated transcription.
GUCCCCAUCCUGAAUGCUAAAAUCCAUUUUGGGAAGGAGGAAAAAUAAGAAACCUUCUUGUUUACUUGCGUUUCUCUCUCUCUCUCUCUCUCUCUCUUUCCCCCCUUCUUUUCUCAGCCAACGUUUGAUGCAGGAAAGAGCAAGAGGCUUGAAAUGUGUUCUUAAGGGCCAGAAGCUGUCAAGGCGUUUGGCCGGGAAGAUUGAUCGCGCGCAGGCUUCAGCCGAGCUUUGUUUGGAGUAAAAGCAAGAAAAUUAAACCCCCCUACUCCUCCAACAGCAUGUAUAUUUGUAAGGCAUCUUUCCUCCCACACCCCUCCCCAGCUCUUAAAGAAGUAUUAAAUAACUGCCACCCAUCUACAUUUUAGGUUACAACUAUUGCAAGAUCCCAGCCCCUCCCCCACCUCUGAUCCGUAUUGGGGGGUGUUAUUUGCUUAAAACUACCGUGAUGGGUGCCCCCCCUUUUUUUGCUCUGUUUCACUCAAGCUAGUGGUGUGACGACCAGUUUAUUAUUUCAGCCACUUGCCAGUCGUUCUCACGGUUCCUCUCGGCAGUCUAAAUAGGCUCAAAGGUAACGGAUGCACUUUUGGCUCCAUCGGAAUACACAAAUAUCACAAUAGAGCGAACCCGUUUUCUCUUCCCAAAUAAUAGGAUGCCCGGCCCCUGCCUGGGAGAAGAGGCAACGUUGUCUGGUUUCCAUCGGCUUCUUACGAUUCUCCUAACUCCUGGUUCUCCCCCACCCCUUUACCUUUUUUUCUCCCUUGGCACGACUGAAAAGGUAUCCUGCCCCAAACCACUGGCAGGUUGACUUAGCAAAUGGGGAGUGGGGGUGGGGGAAUCGUGUGCCCCUAAUAAUAUGGUCGGAAUAGACGGGAUUGGAACAAACGGGGUUCUUCUGCUGUCUUUAAAAUGCACCGACUUUUAACCUAUUUCCCUGCUAUCGAAAAUACUCGCCCGACCCAGUUUCAUCGAUCCUGCUUAAGCAAAACGGGUCGGGGGACGCCAACGACACGGUGCACGUUUUCAAUGUUGUUUUGUGGUUUCAUCUUCCCCCUCCCUGGAACCCACGUUUGCAGUCCCUGCGUGUCAUGGGGAUCUCUCUCUCUCUCUCUUUGGACUGUCCACCUCUGCCCAGGCAACUGUGGAGAAAGUCGCGACCCACCCGGCUGCGUUCUGUUGCUCUUCCCAUAGGAGCACACAAGGCUGGGGAAGAAAUUCCUGCGACACAAUAGAGGGAUGCAGGGACCGGCGUUCAAUUGUUCUCGGUACUGUACACCCAGCUGAACCGGGUGGCGGCGGCGGACACAGCCCAGGUUGGGAGCAAGGAAAAGGAGUGGGGGACGACACCCCCCCCCCCGUUUUUUUAAAGGAAGUGGCAAUUCCCGAAGGCGGAAAAAAAUAUUAAAGCCAGUUGCACUGUUUGGCAUCACGGACCGGGAGCAACUUCCAAGGUGGCUGAGAUGCGGGGGCCAGGGGUGUCAAAACUUUGAAGAUUAAUGGAUUACUUUGUUAAUGACUCAAGGCAUCCGAUGGAGGUGCUUAAAUGAUUUGUGAGGUGCAAAGCGCUUGCCUGACAGUCCCAAACAAUGAGAGAGGAGCGUGCGGGAGCAGAAGGGGCAGGAGAAACCCACCGGACAGACGAGCCCGGCAGCCCUUGCCAGCAGCAGCAGCAACAGCAACAACAGCGGCGGCAGAAGCACACAACAACUACCACAAAGCAACCACCAACUCACACUCGCACCCCGAUAUCAUGCCAGAUCAGGAGGCAAGGGGGAGACCGCCAGGCAGAUCGCCGCCGCCUCUCCCCCCCUUUAAAAAAGUGUAAAUAAUGCCUCUCUGGCCCCCAGUGAGGCGUUCCUUCUCGACUUUUUUGGAUCAAUCAAACAGACAGUGGCUUCUUUUGAUUAAAGCCCAAAUUGUCAUUGGGCAGAGGCAAUCAUGUGACAGCCAAUUCGGUCCAAUUUCAACCUUGUCUCCAUGAAUUCAAUAGUUUAAUAGUAGCACGGUCCCCAUACGGCUGUAAUCAGUGAAUUAGAAAAAAAACACCCCACCAGCGAUCUUCUAUGAUAUUUUUUUCCUUCUCUCUUUCUCUCUCCCUCUUCCUUUCCCUCUCUCGUUUUUUUUCCUCCCCCCCCCUUCCUGGGCCUUGCUCCCCCCUCCCCCUCCCAGAAGCGCUAAAUAAGAGGGAACUUUUUCUCCAAGGGGGCUGCGAGUUGAAGGCCAUGAAUUUCGAAUUUGAGCGAGAGAUUGGUUUUAUCAAUAGCCAGCCAUCGCUCGCUGAGUGCCUGACAUCUUUCCCCCCUGUCGGUGAUACAUUUCAAAGUUCAUCAAUCAAGAACUCGACGCUUUCACACUCGACACUGAUUCCUCCUCCUUUUGAGCAGACCAUCCCCAGCCUGAACCCAGGCAGCCACCCUCGCCACAGCAGCAGCGGCCGCCCCAAGCACAGCCCCAAUGGCAGCAGCGGCAGCCCGGUGCCAGCCGGCGCCCUCCAGCCUCCGGAGUACCCCUGGAUGAAGGAGAAAAAAGCCUCCAAGAAAUCUGCCCUGCCGCCGCCUUCUUCGGCCUCCGCCACUGGACCCGCUUGCCUGAGCCACAAAGAGUCUCUUGAAAUCCCUGAUAAUGGCAACGGUGGCUCAAGGAGGCUGAGGGACCUGCUGUAUUACGAACACUGCAGCCUUUUGGUGAGCUAGUGAAUUCCACCUCUGCUGGGGUACCUCUGCAGACCGAGGCGGGUGGAGAUAGCCGCCCUGCUGGACCUGACCGAGAGGCAAGUCAAAGUCUGGUUCCAGAACCGAAGGAUGAAGCACAAGAGGCAGACCCAGUGCAAGGAGAACCAAAACGUGGAUGGGAAAUUCAAAGGCUUGGAGGACUCGGAGAAAGCCGAGGAAGAGGAGGAAGAGGAGGAGGAGGAAGAGGAGGAGGAGAAAUCCCUCUUCGAGCAAGCCCUCAACAAUGUCUCGGGCGCUCUUUUGGAAAGGGAAGGGUACAGCUUUCAGCAGAACGCCCUGGCGCAACAGCAGGCUCCCGCGCUCCACAAUGGAGACUCCCAAAGUUUCCCAGUUUCGCCUUUAACGAGCAAUGAGAAAAAUCUGAAACAUUUUCAGCACCAGUCACCCACUGUUCCCAACUGCCUGUCAACAAUGGCCCAGAACUGUGAGGCCGGCCUGAACAAUGACAGUCCUGAGGCCCUGGAGGUCCCUUCUUUGCAGGACUUCAGCGUUUUCUCCGCAGAUUCCUGCCUGCAGCUCUCCGACGCCGUCUCGCCCAGUUUGCCAGGAUCCCUCGACAGCCCUGUAGAUAUUUCAGCUGACAGCUUUGACUUUUUUACAGACACACUCACCACAAUUGACUUGCAGCAUCUGAAUUACUGAGAAAGGACAGACCUUCCUUCGCCAAGGGUUAUGCUAUCUUUCUUUCCUUUUUUUCCUCUUUUGGAGGGGGGCAGGGAAAAAAAGGGGGGGAAUGGUUCGGUUUAGUUUCUUUCCCUUUUCCUGGUCAGUAUUUUCUUUUGAUUCGUUCCCUUUUUGAUAUAUGAUGUGUCGGAGAGCUAUUUUGCCGUUUUCCUAUGACUAUUUUUUUUUAGUUGUGUUCAAUUUAACCUAGCCACAUUCUAGGUGCUCCUGUGAAAGCAAUAUAUGAGGCCUGAAAGAAAGUGAUCCUCUUGAACUCUAUCUUCACUUUCUUUUUAUUUUUGUAUGACAUUAGGAUGCGUUGUCAUAAGUAUUUUUGGUAGAAUAAAUUCUUGUUUGCUACAA